GGUCGCGGGGCCGUGGCGGAAGCGGGGCGGGGCGCGGCCUCUUUGGUGCUGGCGGCCGGCGAAGAUGACGAAGGGUACCUCGUCGUUUGGUAAGCGACGAAAUAAGACACACACCCUGUGUCGUCGAUGUGGGUCCAAGGCGUACCAUCUGCAAAAAUCGACCUGUGGGAAAUGUGGUUACCCUGCUAAGCGUAAGAGAAAGUAUAACUGGAGUGCAAAGGCCAAAAGACGCAACACCACUGGUACUGGUCGCAUGAGGCACCUGAAAAAGGUCUACCGUCGGUUCAGGAAUGGAUUCCGUGAGGGAACCACACCGAAGCCCAAGAGAGCAGCUGUUGCAGCCUCCAGUUCAUCUUAAAGACUCAUCUAUUUGUUAAAAUAAAUGGUCUUAACCAGAAAA
Molecule: messenger RNA, 400 nt
Organism: Melospiza melodia melodia
Lineage: Eukaryota; Metazoa; Chordata; Aves; Passeriformes; Passerellidae
Gene: RPL37
Product: ribosomal protein L37
Exons: 4
Coding region: 65-358 (97 amino acids)
Biological process (GO): translation
Cellular component (GO): ribosome; cytosolic large ribosomal subunit
Molecular function (GO): structural constituent of ribosome; RNA binding
Source: RefSeq, a predicted model, not a curated record